Molecule: messenger RNA, 1045 nt
Organism: Drosophila serrata
Lineage: Eukaryota; Metazoa; Arthropoda; Insecta; Diptera; Drosophilidae
Product: carbohydrate sulfotransferase 4
Biological process (GO): sulfur compound metabolic process; N-acetylglucosamine metabolic process
Molecular function (GO): N-acetylglucosamine 6-O-sulfotransferase activity
Source: RefSeq, a predicted model, not a curated record
GCGAACCAUUGGGCAGUGGCCACCAGGAAUCCAGCCAGGAGCAGCGCCUCGCCUCGCCGCGACCAAUGAGCACAGCCGGCUCGGAGGCGGACGUGGACCUCGACCAGGACUUGGAGUCGUGCGCGCUGCUUAACGCGAAGGCGGAAGCAUCGAACGGACCCGGACCCGGACUCGGACCCGUCGAUACCGGCAGGACACGCGCUAAGCAGCGCAUCAGCUUGAGCGGGAAGCGGCGACGCAGCCGAAUGUCGCGCAGGGCCAAUCUGAUCGGCAUCUGCGGCGUGAGCAGCCUGUGCAUCCUGCUGCUGAUCGCCACCACCCAGCACCGUCCGCUGACCACUCCGUUCAACCAGGCCGCUGGCCGGGAUCAGGGAGCGGGGGCGGGUGCCGGUGUUGGACCUGGCAAUGCCUAUGGCGUGGACGGGGGGCCCUCCAAUUCUCUGGCGCGCAGCGCCUUCUACGACCGCUUCCAGCAGCAGUUGCAGCAGCAGCAGCCGUCCCAAACGGCCGUCUACAAUCUGACAGCUACUAUAGUGGAUGUCCUGUCGGCUCAACGGUCGCGCAUCCUCACCGAGAUGGAGAACUUCGAGUAUCCACGCGGCGGGGCCGAGCGCCUGGCGGACAUGACGCCGGAGACGAACGGCACUCCGGUGCGCAGCGUGGUGGUCACAUCGUGGCGCUCCGGCUCCACCUUCCUGGGCGAUAUACUCAACUCGAUACCGGGCAACUUUUACCACUACGAGCCCCUGCUGGACUUUGGCAUCAAGCAGAUCCGGGACCCGGACGACCAGGAGCUGGCCGUGCAAAAUCUGAAGAACCUGCUCAACUGCGACUACGCCGACAUGCUGGACUACCUGAACUUCGGCAAGACGCACACAUAUCUCUUCGAGCACAACACCCGGCUGUGGGAGGUGUGUCGGGAGUUUCCACGCUUCUGCUGGCGGCCCGCCUUCCUGACGCGCUUCUGCCGCCUCUUCCCCAUCCAGAGCAUGAAGACGGUGCGUCUGCGGCUCGCACAGGCCGAGAAGCUGCUCGAGGACCCAAG